Molecule: messenger RNA, 3836 nt
Organism: Stegostoma tigrinum
Lineage: Eukaryota; Metazoa; Chordata; Chondrichthyes; Orectolobiformes; Stegostomatidae
Product: tumor necrosis factor receptor superfamily member 9-like
Exons: 7
Coding region: 234-953 (239 amino acids)
Biological process (GO): immune response; regulation of cell population proliferation; apoptotic process
Cellular component (GO): external side of plasma membrane; membrane
Molecular function (GO): transmembrane signaling receptor activity; cytokine binding
Source: RefSeq, a predicted model, not a curated record
ACUGCAGCAGAGCGAAUGUGAUAACAUGAGCUGAGACCACGUUACACGGUUGUAUGGAGAUUAGAUACAACCCGGGAGUAUGAAUACCAAAGAACCUACGAAUGCGUCAAUUUAAUGAUGCGAGGAAUCGCAGUCAGAAAACGGGCAUUUAGGAACCGUCCAUAAAUUCCAAAAAAAAGCUAUUUCAGAUGUGAGAACAAGGCUGGUACUUGAAUUCCAAGAAUCUUGAGUGCAUGCCCUGUCCAGCAGGAUCAUACACCGAGAACCCAAAUCAUGGCCAUUCCUGCAACAGGUGUCGACAGUGUAUUGGAGGGAAGUUUUUGAUCUUGGUACACUGUACAUCGACCUCUAACACCAAGUGUCAAUGUGUCGAGGGCUUCAUGUGUGCAAAUAAAGAGUGCAAAUCCUGUGAAGCCCAUAAAGUGUGCAAGAAAGGACAACAGGUGCAACAGAAGGGUGACUCCUUCAGGAACACAGUUUGCAGUGACUGCAGAAAUGGUACAUAUUCUGACAGAGAAGGUGGUGUCUGCAAACCCUGGACUGACUGCUCGGCAAAACAUCUCCAAGUCCUGAGGAAUGGCUCACAGACAGAGGAUGCAAAAUGUGGAGUUCCAGUGACAGUCCCUCAGCUUCUGACCACUUCAGACCGACCUACGAUUGGAAACUCCAGGCAGCCAGACAAUCCACUGAUCAAAGAUGCAACAAAGAAUGAGGGCAUCAUUGGGAUUAUCACUAUAAUAUUGCUUUCAUGCUCCUUCAUCCCUUUCGCUAUCUACUUUGCUGUAUGGAACAGAAAAAAAAAGAAGCAUCUGCCUCUGGAUGUAACAAAUCAUGACGAUCUUCCAGUGACCCUGCUGACAUUAGGGGACGAUCGGUGCAGCUGUCAUUGUCCGGAAGAGGAGGUGGGAGACUGGCAGCUCCGGCAAGAGACUGCUCCCAAGCCUCCAGAAUGAGCCUCUGCCUCCUCCGAUCUGACCAGAUGCUAAACCUUGCUGCCUUUGUGAUCAGUUCCUUGUAAAAUGGUGGAAGAAAUAUGAGGUCAACAACUUACAAAGUGAUUUAUUUCUGGAAAGUCAAAGUAACUGUCCAGAAAGAACUGGACUUAUUUAAAGAACCUGACCCUUUUUCCUUUGUUGUAUAUAGAUGAAUCUUGAGUUUUGUGGAACAGUUGGUCCAUGACAUUCACAUGGUUACAUUAAGAGUCACAGAUAACUUCCCCUUUUUGCUUCAGUUGUUCUUUGACCAGACACACGUCUGUCAGAGGUUAAGGCCAGAUUUUACAACUCUCUUUUCUGAUUGAAUUGAGGCUUUAGUAGCCACGUUUGGCAGACUUGCAGAGUCCCACGUUCAAACUAAUUGGCAGAAAGGGAAAGGGGCAGGGGAGGUGGGAAUUUGCUUUAGUUUAUGUGGCAAACAUGCACUCCACAGGAGGGCUGGGAAACAGAUUCAGUGAGAACUUUGGAAGAGUGAAUUGAAAAGAGGAACAAAGAGCAGCAUUUUAAACGGGCUGGUACAGACACAAUGGGCAGAAUGGGGGUGGGGGGGUAGGGCAGAGGGAGGGAAGAGGUCAGUAAUCAGCCAGGCUCCUGUUUGUAAUUGGCACCAAUGCCAGCUUUGAGGGCAAGCAAAUAAAUACUGGAUUUGGAUGACCAAGCCGGGGAAGGUGCUGAUGUACAAGCAGCACUAACACAAUGCUACCUCCAGCAAAGUACCAUUAUGUCAGCAAGACGGGGGAAGAAAAGGUUACCAAUUCUUGAAAUAGAGAGAAAAAGGGAAUUUAGGAAGGAACUUUCAGAGCUGGGCCUAUGGAACUUUAAGGCACCUAUGAUGGAGAAUUUACAAAUGGUGAUAGUCAGGACCACAAUACGACGUGUACGAAUUUCCUAGAGAAUUGUGUGGCUGGGAGAGAUUUCAGAGGUGAGAGCGGGAUGUAAUAAUAUGUGACACUCGAAGGAAAAGGAAGUGCCCGGGGAAUGGUGGCAACGGGCUAAGGUGUGAUUUGGUGAGGAGCACCACACUGUGACUGCAACAGGCUUCAGUGACAAGUGGAGGAAGGUUUCACUAAGUGGCCAGGUGCCACUGAGAGAAUGAUGUUAUCAACCCAAACUAGGUCAUGGGGCACGAUGUUGAUGCUGUCAUCCACAGUAAGCUCAUGAAUGGCAAAGGCUUGGUUCUCAAGUCAGUGGACGCUCUAGAGGGAGUUAUUCAAGGGAUGGUGCGAGUUAAUCUCCUGCCAACAUCCAGAAGGUUAGCAAUGGAGUAAGUUGGGCAGAAAAAUGAUCGGCCCCCAUUUGACGCAAUGGUCUGGAAGGUUCAUGAAAGUGGAUGAUUGGGGUUGGUACUAGCUCAUUAGGAGCAGUAAGUGCAUUCAUGAGCCCUUUGGAGGAUACCAUCAGAAACACGGGAGAUGCUAUAGAUUUAUACAACAGGGAGCUAAGUCUAGGCUGGAGGUAAUAGAAGAUGCAACGAGUUCCUUAUUGGUUAGGGUAAGGAUUGGAGGAGGCAAAGUAUGUGAGAGUGAUAAAUGAAAAGGGAUGUGACAAUAAAAGAUAGAAGUCUACAAGGGGCAAAAAAAAGUAAAACAAAGAACAAAAGUUCAGAUAGAGACAUGGGCUUGGGGUUGGACCGUGAGUCAAAAUACACAAACAAACAGACUUGGAAAAGCCAGUGACACAGUUACAUGAUAGCUUGAUAAGGAAAAGUGGAAAUAAAUGGGAAACAGGAAAUGGAUAGGAAUGAUAGGUUACAUUUCUACUAUCCUGAGCUGGAAUGUCAAUGACCCAGAUAGGUUGAAGGACAGAUUAUUUGUUAUCGAAGUUUGAGACAGGAAAUAGCAAGUAAGAUCCAGAAACUAUUUAAGAACCAUUGUCUCUGCUCCAUGGGCUGUAUGUUGGAUGCGUCAAAUAGUGUUACACUUGAUUCCUAAAUGUAAUUAGAAAAUGUAAAAUAGUUUAUAAUAAUUGAUAGCCAGUUGCCAGGAACAGAACUUCACUGAAUCAAAAACUCCAUCAAACUUUAAAGCAGUCUGCAAAGUUGGGCCUAUGAAUCAAACAAAAGGCUUGCUUUUUGUGAGCAACUCUGUCGGAAUGUGUAUAGCCAUUGUUUAUGGCUCUCUCCCUUUAUUGUCAUAUUUAAACAAAGUCAUUGAAUGUAUUGUGAAGUAGAAAUGUCUAAUUCUGCUCCUAUGAUUUGUUGUAUGUUUGGGCAAAACUAUUAGAAAAUACUUUCGGAAUACAGAUAGAGAAUUCCAUUUAACAUGUUCCUCAUGGUGUUUAUGCUUCACAAAAGCUCUUUCCAGCUCUUUUUACCACAUGUCAUCAAUAUUUUUUCUUUUAAUUAUCUCUCAACUUUCCCUUAAACACAUGUUCUGAUUCCCUUAAUCACUCCUCGUGAUUGUGCUUCCACAUUCUAACAUCUCUCUGGGCAAAGAAGCUACUUCUGAAAUUCCUUUACGUGUCUUAAUGACCUUUUUAUAUUUAAGAUCCCUAAUCUGGUCUCAACCCAAAAUGGAAACAUCAUUUCUAUGGCUAUAUUAACUCUCGUAAUCUCGAAGACCUUCAGUCAUUUUUCUGCAGAAGACAGUCCAGUUUACUCAACUUGUCCCACUAGGUAAAACCUGCUAGCUUUGGUAUCAUUCCAAGAAAUCUCCUUUACAGCUUUCCCAGGAACUCAAUAUCCUCUUAUAAUAUGCAGCUCAGAGCUUGUGUGAUCAAUGCAAGUUUAGUGUAACUUUUCUGCUUUACACAUCUAUCCCUCUAAAAAUGACACCAAUGCUUUCCUUGCUGCCUUUAAAAUUAAGACCAUAUUAUCCUGUGAAGCAAUAUUGUGUUUGUGUU